Haplochromis burtoni (Burton's mouthbrooder) is the source of this 1289-nucleotide messenger RNA. RefSeq names its product putative C-type lectin domain family 20 member A. The record is from RefSeq and is a predicted model, not a curated record. Lineage: Eukaryota; Metazoa; Chordata; Actinopteri; Cichliformes; Cichlidae. The coding region runs from base 231 to 827 and encodes 198 amino acids. The transcript is spliced from 3 exons.
CAUACUGCAGAGAGAACUACACAGACCUGGCCAAAGUGUUUGACCUGACAGACAUGAGAAGACUUCAAGACUCUGCACAGAAUCAAACAUAAGCCUGGAUUGGACUGUACAGCGAGCCAGGAGACAACAGGAGGUGGCACUGGUCUCUGCCGGGGGAGGAAUACACUGAAAAUAAGAGCGGUUGGACAGCUGGAGAGCCAAAUGACAAAGAAAAACCUGAGAACUGUGUGAUGACAGGAGACAAGUGGGCAGAUGUUCCAUGUACUUACACAUUUCAGUUCAUCUGCUAUGACGAAACAAUGAAAAACAACAAAACCUUUCAUUUGAUUAUGAUGGAGAAGUCUUGGACUCAGGCUCAGAACUUCUGCAGACAGCAUCACACCGACCUGGCCAGUGGACUCGAUCAGAUAUACAGUGAAGAGUUUAAGAAGCUGCAGAACUCUACAGCCUCGUGGAUCGGCCUGUUCAGAGACAGCUGGAGGUGGUCAGAUGGGAGUAACUUCUCUUUCAGAUACUGGGACAUGGACUCAUUUAAUGAUGGACUAAACAAGAGGACAUGUGCUACGACUCUGUUAGAGAGAUCAGGAAGAUGGAGCUCUGCUGGAUGUGACCACAGAAAGCCUUUCUUCUGCUAUGAUGAUAACGUGAUCCUGAUCCGUGAAGAGAAAACCUGGGAGGAAGCCCUUUAUUACUGCAGAGAGAAACACCAGGAUCUGGUUUCCAUCACCAACCGCCAGGAGCAGGCGUGGCUCCAGGAACAAGCAAAAAACGCCUCCACUCCUUUUGUCUGGCUGGGGCUGCGCUACACCUGCUCUCUGGGCCACUGAUGAGGUCAUUGGAUAUAAGAACUGGGACUCUAACAGCAAAGUUGACGUCUGUGACAUGUCUGGAGCCAUAAAUAGAGCAGGAGAGCAGAAGUGGGUCAGUAAGCCUGAUGAUAAUAAGUUUAAUUUCUUCUGUUCUAAACAUUAAAAGCACUGUAAACAGCACCAACAACUUCUUAUCUUCUCAGCAGGUUCAUGGUUGUGCAUUGUGAAAGGGCUCUUUAGAGGGAUUGUGGGAAAUUUAUUUUUUCAUAGUGCGGUUUUAUUUAACAUAAUUUUUAUUUUCCUACAUCAACAGAAAGUGAAUUUCUCUGUAGAAAAAGCAUGUAUACACAGAAAAUAUAUAAGGUGUAAGUUUUAUUAUAUUGAUGUUGUGGUUAAAAUGUGGUGAUGGAUAUAUAAAGUAAUAAUACAGAGAAGUCAUGAAGUGUUGUUAAUGGAAUUCACUGUUGUUGAAUAAACUGU